GACCUGGCCUUUGCUGGCUUUCCUGCAGAAGGGCUAGCUGUCAGACCUGUGCUUGCAGCCCUUUCUAGCUUUACUCCACACAAGGCAUCUGGGUCCAAAUGAACAGAUACCUCUUGCUGCUCUUCUCCCCCUUCUGUCUCAUUGUGGAAGCAACAUCACUGAAGUGUGUAACAUGCCACCUCCGCACACAGUCAGACCACUGCAGAAGAGGCUUUGGUGUUUGCCUUGCUCAGAAGCACGAAGUAUGCAUGAGCUUGAGGAUCUACUCAAAUGGCACUCUCCAGAUAUCAUACAUGGUGUGUCAGAGAUUCUGCAGGAAUUUGACAUAUAAUUUCAACAAUCGAACUUAUGUUCAUAAAUGUUGCAACUAUGAUCUUUGUAACUUCAGACUCUAAGAUACUCCUCCCCUCCAACCUCAUUCUGGAAGGUCCCAGAUGUUUUUCUUCUUUUACACUCUGCUUAUCCCGCCUUUCCACUCUACACAUCAAGGAUGCAUUCUCUGUACCUU
Arvicanthis niloticus (Nile rat) is the source of this 508-nucleotide messenger RNA. NCBI's taxonomy places the organism in Eukaryota, Metazoa, Chordata, Mammalia, Rodentia, Muridae. The record is from RefSeq and is a predicted model, not a curated record.